AUGGAGAUAAGGAAGCACUGCAGUGAUGUGGCUCUGAAGUUCACGUGGGAAGAAUGGGAGUUUCUGGACCCUGCUCAGAAGGCCCUUUACCAGGACAUGAUGCUGGAGAACUACAGAAACCUGGUGUCCAUCGGAUAUCAACCUCAGAAACCUGGUGCCCUCCCCAGGUAUAAAUUGCCUAAGAAAACUAAGAAAUCCAGUACCGCUUUACCUGCAGUCCAGCAGAGACCUAGCGAUCAAGUAGAGCACUCUGCUGAGCUCAGUGGACAGAAGACCUUGCUCCUCGGUGACUGUGACCGAUUUCAGACUGAAAAGAAUUUCCUGAAAUGUCAGAAAUCAAAAGACUCCAGGGCCAAACUUCACAGAAAUCAGACAACUCCCAAAGCAAAGAAAUCCCAUGUAUGUAGUGACUGUGGCAUAGCCUUCCCCAGGAAAUCAAGUCUCAAUGUCCAUCAGCGAAGUCACACAGGGGAGACACCCUACAUGUGUGGGGAGUGUGGGAAAGUGUUUACCAGGAAGAGUAACCUCACUGAACAUCAACGAACUCAUACUGGAGACAAACCCUUUGUGUGCAAAGAGUGUGGAAAAAGGUUCUUCCGGAGGAGUCGCCUUACUCGUCAUCAGAAUACUCACACUGGGGAGAAGCCCUAUGUGUGCGGGGAGUGUGGGAAAGGCUUCACCUUGAGUAGUCUCCUUACUCGCCACCAGAUUACUCACACUCGAGAGAGACCCUACGUGUGCAGGGAUGUGGAAAAGGGUUCAUCACCAAGGGUCGCCUCACUGACCAUCAGCAAACUCAUGCUGCAGAAAAACCCUAUGUCUGCCAAGAGUGUGGCAAAGGCUACACCUGGAAGAGUCGCCUUACUGCCCAUCAGCGAACUCAUACAUGCAAGAGUCCCACUGUGUGCAAGGAACGUGCAGAAGGGCUCAGCACGAAGGCCGCACUCACUCUCCAUCAGCGAACUCACACUGGAGAGGAACGCUAUGUCUGCAACGAGUGUGGAAAAGGGUUCCCCUGGAGGAGUCGCCUCACUGCCCAUCAGCGAACUCAUACUGGCGAGAAGCCCUAUGUGUGUGGGGAGUGUGGGAAAGGCUUCACCUUGA
Molecule: messenger RNA, 1104 nt
Organism: Elephantulus edwardii (Cape elephant shrew)
Lineage: Eukaryota; Metazoa; Chordata; Mammalia; Macroscelidea; Macroscelididae
Product: zinc finger protein 615-like
Exons: 3
Coding region: 1-1104 (367 amino acids)
Biological process (GO): negative regulation of transcription by RNA polymerase II
Molecular function (GO): DNA-binding transcription repressor activity, RNA polymerase II-specific
Source: RefSeq, a predicted model, not a curated record